AUAGUGGGCUUUGGAAUAUAGGGGAUAUAUUGGCGGGUGACGCGGCUGCCCUGGAUAAGCGAGAAGGAUGGCAGCUUGGUUCACUUUUACCAUCGCAUUCAGUUCCACUAUAUUGACACAGGUAUUUGGAUCCGGUGUUUUUGAGAUCGAUCUACAUGAAUUUAAAAACAGCAACGGAUUGCUGGAGAAUGGCAACUCGUGCAGGCUCAACUGCAGGACUUUCUUUCGUGUUUGUCUAAAGAACUACCAGGCGGUAGUGUCGCCAGGUGACUGUAUAUUUGGAAGUGCGGUGACACCGGUGCUAGGGGCCAACUCCUUUAGCGCCAAGGACGGGGGAACUUUCAGUAGACCCAUCCGACUACCGUUCAAAUUUGGAUGGCCGGGAUCGUUUUCUUUGAUAAUUGAAGCCUGGUAUUCACCUUCAGCGGAUCUACCUGUAGACACCAGCAACCCAGAGUUGUUGAUUAGUUUCUUUACCAUCCAGAGACAGUUGGGCGUAGGGGCCGCCUGGUCUCAGGAUGUUCAGAGCGGCCGACAGACGGAGUUACGGUAUUCUUACCGCUUCAUCUGCAAUGACAAUUACUACGGAGACAGUUGUUCCAAAAUAUGCACGCCAAGGGACGACCGUUUUGGCCACUACACCUGCGACCGCGGCGACGGCCAGUUAUCCUGUCUGCCCGGCUGGAAGGGAAAAUACUGUGAAGAACCCAUCUGCCUGGAGGGAUGCAGUGAAGGAAAUGGAAACUGCUCCAGACCUGGCCAGUGUGUGUGCAGAGAAGGUUGGCAGGGUCCGUUCUGCGACGAGUGUAAGAAGUACCCCGCUUGUAAGCAUGGCACCUGCCAACAGCCUUGGCAGUGUAACUGUAAGGAAGGCUGGGGAGGGCUCUUCUGUGACCAGGACCUGAACUUCUGCACGCACCACCGGCCGUGUGAUAACGGGGCGACCUGUAUGAACACGGGCCAGGGCAGCUACACCUGUACCUGUCCCCCUGGGUUCACCGGGGUCAACUGUGAGCUGGAACUGCAGGAGUGUGACAGCAACCCCUGUAGGAACGGAGGACUCUGCACGAACCUGGAUGUUGGCUACACGUGUUCGUGUCCGCAGGGCUUCGAGGGCUCCCACUGUGAACACAGCCUGCUGACCUGUGCCGACUCCCCCUGCUUCCACAGCGGACAGUGCCAUCAGAAGGACAACGGGCACAGCUACAUCUGCGAGUGUCCGCCCGGAUACACAGGACUCAACUGUGAGAAGAGAGUGGACAAGUGCACGUCUCUUCCCUGUGCCAACGGCGGUCUGUGUUUGAUCCACGGUGGCGUGCGUCUGUGUAGCUGUCGCUCUGGUUUCACCGGCCAGCGCUGUGAGAUCAACAUCAAUGAGUGUGCCGGGAACCCCUGCACCAACGGAGGGACCUGCCUGGACCGCAUCAACGACUACACCUGCGCCUGCCCCCCGGGGUACACCGGCCGAAACUGUGACCGUGUCCUGGAUGAGUGCUCCAUGCGCCCCUGUCUUAACGGAGGGCUCUGCACGGGGAAACCCCCCGCCACCUGUAUCUGUCCCGCCGGCUUCACCGGAUCACGCUGCCAGUUCUUUGCUGUGACCCUGCCGGUGGGUGGGGAGAGGAUCAAAGGAGAGAGCCAAGAUGGAUUCCAGUGGGCGGCAGUUUCCCUGGCUGUAGGGCUGGUUGCGUUACUGGUGCUGCUAUGCAUGGUGGGACUGGCUCUAAGACACAUCCACAGGCAGACCGGCAGGGACAGGGGAGACGGGGAGACCAUGAACAACCUAUCAGACGUACAGAGGGAUAACCUAAUCCCCGCCUCCCAGCUGAAGAACACCAAUCAGAAGGUGGGACUGGAGGUGGACUGCGAAUCAGAGAAGUCAAACUUUAUCCAUAAGAACUAUCAAUUGGACUCGUACAGUAACGCAAAGCUGAAGGCUGAUACGUCGCAAGAGGAUAAAAUCCAAAGUCAUGUGAUCCAUGACAAGUGUUUAGAAGAGAAAAUACCGCUGAGUAGAAUGUACAGUGAAAAGGCGGCGUGUAGGAUAUCAACGAUAUGUUCCCCUCGAGACUCUCAGAUCUACCAGUCUGUCUUUGUUAUAGGAGAGGAGCGGAGGACGUGCGUCACAGCAACAGAGGUAUAAGCUGUGAGGGGCAUGAAGAAGCGAGGGCGCUAUAGAUGAGGAGGAGGACAAACACAAUCGAGGCGGAUAUUACUUUCUGGAUUGUUUACAAAAACCUGAGAAGAGACUGGAGACUGUUUCUGAUGUCACUGCUGCUCUGGAACACUUGAGAAAUGGAGAGAGCGAGAGAGACGAUAAGAGACAGAGAGAGAGAGAGACAGAGACAGACAGACAGACAGACAGACAGACAG
Coregonus clupeaformis (lake whitefish) is the source of this 2373-nucleotide messenger RNA. RefSeq names its product delta-like protein 4. The record is from RefSeq and is a predicted model, not a curated record. Gene Ontology annotation, cellular component: protein-containing complex; plasma membrane. NCBI's taxonomy places the organism in Eukaryota, Metazoa, Chordata, Actinopteri, Salmoniformes, Salmonidae. The coding region runs from base 68 to 2143 and encodes 691 amino acids. Gene Ontology annotation, molecular function: calcium ion binding. The transcript is spliced from 11 exons. Gene Ontology annotation, biological process: heterophilic cell-cell adhesion; establishment or maintenance of epithelial cell apical/basal polarity; multicellular organism development.